GAUUACAUAGAAAAACAGGACGAGCUGUAGCCAUCAAAGUGAUCGACAAACUGCGGUUCCCAACGAAACAAGAGGCUCAAUUGAAGAAUGAAGUUGCAAUAUUGCAGAACUUGUCGCAUCCGGGUGUUGUCAAUUUGGAACGCAUGUUCGAGACAGUUGAGCGUAUAUUCGUUGUCAUGGAAAAGCUCAAAGGAGACAUGUUGGAAAUGAUAUUGUCCAGCGAGAAGCGAAGUCUCUCUGAGAGAAUAACUAAGUUCCUUAUCACUCAGAUUCUUAUAGCAUUGAAACAUCUGCACAGUAAAAAUAUAGUUCACUGUGAUUUGAAACCGGAGAAUGUGCUUCUCAGUUCAGACUCAGAUUUUCCUCAGGUGAAGCUUUGUGAUUUUGGCUUUGCUCGCAUUAUCGGCGAAAAGUCGUUUCGUAGAUCAGUUGUCGGCACUCCUGCCUAUUUAGCUCCAGAGGUUCUGCGAAACAAGGGCUACAACCGGUCACUGGACAUGUGGAGUGUUGGCGUGAUCGUGUACGUGUCGCUGAGUGGCACGUUUCCCUUCAACGAGGAUGAGGACAUCAACGAGCAGAUACAGAAUGCCGCGUUCAUGUACCCACCCAAUCCAUGGAAGGAUAUCUCCCGAGAUG
This is a messenger RNA of Nilaparvata lugens (brown planthopper), 636 nucleotides long. Its product is annotated as serine/threonine-protein kinase D1-like. Gene Ontology annotation, molecular function: protein serine/threonine kinase activity; ATP binding. NCBI's taxonomy places the organism in Eukaryota, Metazoa, Arthropoda, Insecta, Hemiptera, Delphacidae. The transcript is spliced from 3 exons. The record is from RefSeq and is a predicted model, not a curated record. The annotation marks the transcript as partial. Gene Ontology annotation, biological process: protein phosphorylation.